This is a messenger RNA of Vairimorpha ceranae, 2589 nucleotides long. Its product is annotated as ubiquitin carboxyl-terminal hydrolase. The coding region runs from base 1 to 2589 and encodes 862 amino acids. The record is from RefSeq and is a predicted model, not a curated record. Gene Ontology annotation, molecular function: cysteine-type deubiquitinase activity. Gene Ontology annotation, biological process: protein deubiquitination. The transcript has a single exon. NCBI's taxonomy places the organism in Eukaryota, Fungi, Microsporidia, Nosematidae.
AUGAAAAGAAAGAUCAUUAGGGAAAAUAAAUGUAAAGAAGAAGUAAAUGUGGAAAUUAUUGAAGAAAAAUCGAAACAGACAAUCAAAUUUAUAAAUUAUAAACUGUAUUCCAAUCAUGUAAAAUAUUUUACUGAUGAUACUUUAUUGUUGUAUUUAGACUUUGAAUAUAAUAAAACUAAUUUAGAUGAUUUUUAUGUAAGAUACUAUAUAUUUGACAAAUUGCAGGAGAAAAACAAUACACUUGAAACAUUUUGUAAACAAAAACAAAUGUUAUAUAUAUUAGCACAACAAAAGUUUAGAUAUUUUUUAGAAACCUUUUUAUCAAAAAAUCGCUGUUUUGAGAAAAUGAUUUGUUUAGAAUCUUAUCCUUUUAGAGUUGAAAAAUUAUUGGAAGAAUAUGACAUUAAUUUUUUUUUAAAGAAAAGAACAAAUUUUUUAGAAGAAAAAAAUGAAUGUUUACCAAAAUUAAUAGGGCAAAGCACAUUUUAUGAUUUCUCGACAAAUACAAAAAACAUAAAUAAUUUAAAUUUGUUGUGUCUUAAACCACCAAUUAACAUGCUUUUAACAAAAGAACAAAAUUCUGACUCGGAAACAGAAUAUUUAGAUGCAUCUGAAGAGACUAAUAAAAUUAAGACAAAUAUAUUCAAAAUUAAAAAUGAAAUCAAAAAAGCUGAUAUAAAGGAAUAUAAUAAAGAAAUGUUAUUUUUUAUUGAUAAAUGCAUUGAAUGUAAAAAUAAUAUAACUGAAAUAAGUUUAGAUAUUAAUUUGUGCCCAAUUACAUAUAAUGUCAAUUUGGGAUCUAGGAUUUAUAAUCUAAUGAAAGUUGAUCAUGAAAGUGAUUUUACUAUUUUUGAAGUUUUACAAUCUCUUUGUUAUUUAACUGAUGACCUACAAACAUUUAUGAAAUCUUAUAAAGUUCUUCAAAUUAAUGGAAUAAUAAUACAUCCUUUAACUAAAGUGAAAGAGUUAUCACCUAUUGAUAAGUAUGUUAUUGUAACAAAUAUUAGUAAUAUUGAUUUAGGAAUUGAUUCUAAAAUUAACAAAAAUCGUAAUAUUUUAGGCUUUAAAAAUCUAGGAAAUACUUGUUUUAUGAAUGCUUCUUUACAAGCGAUAAUCAAUUGUAAAGAAUUUUCAGAUUACUUUUAUUCUUGUGAUUUAGACAGGCUUGGAAAUCAUAAAAUUGUGUCUGCUGCCUUUUCAGAACUUAUAAAAAUGUUUGAUAAAAAUUUAGAGUAUUUAAUACCCAGUAAGUUAAAAUAUGUAAUUGGCAGCAAAGUUGAUAUUUACAAUGAAAAAGAUGAACAGGAUUCGAUGGAAUUUGUCUUUGAUUUACUUAAUCUUGUUCAUGAAGAGCUUAAAUUAAAAAAGAAAUCAAAGCUUGAGAAUAUAGAUAGUUAUAAAAAAUGGCAGAUUGAAAAUCAAUCAAUAGUUACUAGCUUAUUUUUUUCAAAAAUCAAAUCUUCGAUUGUUUGUGCAAUGUGUAGCAACGAAAGAUUUAUUUUUGAACCUUGUUUAAGUUUAUCAGUACCAGUACCUCUUGAAAAAAAAUAUUUUAGCAAUAUUGUAAUAUUUUAUGAAUCUUAUAACAGAGUUCCUUUGAAAAUAUUUGCUGAGGAAACUCUUACUAUUUUUGAAUUGAAAAUAUUAUUGUGUGAAGAAUAUAAUGUUACACAUAAGAUAUUAUGUUGCCAAAUUAUGAAUAACACAAUUAAAGUUAUUGAUGAUUUUCAACAACUUAAAUGUCUUAAAAGUACAUUAUUUUGUUAUGAAUUUAUUCAAGAAAAUGUAGAAGAAUAUAUUUGGAUUAGUAUUGAUAGAAAAUAUUUUUUUUGGACAAUUCCUUUUGAUUUUUUAAUCUUAGGGCGCAUACCUAAAAAUUGUAAUAAAGAAGAUGAAAAAACAUAUAAGCAAAAUAUAAUAGAUAUUGUAAGAUAUAGACUGGUUCCUUUUAUAGAUCAAAAAAACAUUAAUAUGUUGUAUGGUUCUUUCAAUGAUAUUUUUUACAUUAAGCAUAAAAAAAUACAAUCUAGUUCAAAAAGCAUAUUAAACAGAUCUCAAUGCUUUUUACAAAUUUCUAAUGCAAAUUAUAUUUCUUUAUUUGGUCCUAACUUUCAGCCUAUAAAUAAUAUGAUACAUCUAGUAUCUGAUAAAAUAGAUUUAAUCAAUUGCUUAAACCUUUUUUUAGAAAAAGAAUAUAUUUUUGGAGAUGAUAAGCAGUUUUGUAAAAAGUGCAAUCAACACACUAUACAUUACAAAGAUACAGAUCUGGAUUUACUUCCUAAAUAUUUAAUAAUUCAGUUAAAACGAUUUCGAUUUAAUGGUGUUGAUUUCGAGAAAAUAGGUACAUUUGUUGAUUUUGAAAUGGGUGUUUUUUAUAUAAAAAAGUGUAAAUAUAAAAUUAUUAGUAUUAUAAAUCAUAUCUCUCCAUCUGGUGGAUAUGCUUUUAGAAGUGUAGGGUCUAACGGUCACUAUACUGCGUAUAUUAGACAUCAGAAUGAUUGGUUUCAUUGUAAUGAUCACAUUAUUACAAAGGUUUCAGAAGUUAAAAAGGACGACGCGUAUAUUUUUAUACUUGAAAAAAUUGAAUAG